AACACUUUGGAAAAACUAAUGGGCCAUAUACAGCCCAUUUAGAGAAUAUGAUUUCAAGCCCACCUCAAUAAUCGCUUGAAGACUAGUUCGUAGGAAAAAGGUUCGAGAAAGAUCUCUCUCUCUCUCUCUCUCUCUCAGUCGUCUUCUUCCCGGUCUCAAUCGGUAGAUCGCUCGGAGAAUAUUUGCAUCAGCCUCCGUGAAGGCGCCAACGAAUCGGUGAGAAUCGAACUUUCGAUCAAAGAUGUCGAUGACCGACGAGCCGCUUUACCCCAUCGCUGUCCUCAUAGACGAGCUUAAGAACGAUGACAUUCAGCUAAGGUUGAAUUCGAUCAGGAGGCUUUCCACGAUCGCUCGCGCUCUCGGCGAGGAGAGGACGAGGAAGGAGCUGAUUCCCUUUCUGAGCGAAAACAAUGACGAUGACGAUGAGGUGCUGCUUGCAAUGGCUGAAGAGUUGGGAGUGUUUAUUCCUUACGUUGGUGGCGUUGAGCACGCGCACGUUCUGCUUCCACCGUUGGAGACGCUCUCCACGGUUGAGGAGACUUGUGUGAGGGAGAAAGCUGUUGAGUCGCUUUGUAGAGUUGGGUCUCAGAUGAAGGAGAGUGACUUGGUUGAGCAUUUCAUUCCGUUGGUUAAGAGACUUGCAGCUGGUGAGUGGUUCACAGCCAGAGUAUCAGCUUGUGGGGUUUUCCAUAUUGCAUACCCUAGCGCCCCAGAUGCGGUGAAGACUGAGUUGAGAUCAAUAUAUACCCAGCUCUGUCAAGAUGAUAUGCCAAUGGUGCGAAGAGCUGCAGCAACCAAUCUGGGGAAAUUUGCUGCUACUAUUGAAUCAGCUCAUUUGAAGACUGACGUUAUGUCUAUGUUUGAUGAUCUUACUCAAGAUGAUCAAGAUUCCGUUAGAUUAUUGGCGGUUGAGGGUUGUGCUGCUCUUGGGAAAUUGUUGGAGCCUCAGGACUGUGUUGCGCACAUUCUUCCCGUCAUUGUUAAUUUCUCGCAGGAUAAGUCUUGGCGUGUGCGUUACAUGGUAGCAAAUCAGCUUUAUGAGCUUUGUGAAGCCGUGGGACCUGAGCCUACUAGGACGGAACUGGUGCCUGCAUAUGUGCGUCUACUUCGUGACAAUGAGGCUGAAGUACGCAUAGCGGCUGCUGGAAAAGUUACUAAGUUUUGUCGGAUCCUAAACCCUGAACUUGCUAUUCAGCACAUUCUCCCGUGUGUAAAGGAGCUAUCAACAGACUCAUCUCAACACGUCAGAUCUGCAUUGGCCUCAGUUAUAAUGGGAAUGGCUCCGGUCUUGGGCAAGGAUGCCACAAUUGAGCAUCUCCUUCCAAUCUUUCUUUCUCUGUUGAAAGAUGAGUUUCCUGAUGUACGCUUGAACAUUAUCAGCAAACUUGACCAAGUGAACCAGGUUAUUGGGAUAGAUCUGCUAUCACAAUCCUUGUUGCCAGCAAUUGUAGAACUUGCUGAAGAUAGACACUGGAGAGUAAGACUUGCUAUCAUUGAGUACAUACCUUUGUUGGCAAGUCAGUUAGGUGUUGGCUUCUUUGACGAUAAGCUUGGCGCUCUUUGCAUGCAAUGGUUACAAGACAAGGUUCACUCAAUCCGCGAGGCUGCUGCAAACAAUGUGAAGCGGCUUGCUGAGGAAUUUGGUCCUGAGUGGGCAAUGCAGCAUAUAGUUCCUCAGGUUCUUGAGAUGAUCAACAACCCUCACUAUCUAUACCGUAUGACCAUUUUGCGUGCGGUUUCUCUUCUUGCACCAGUGAUGGGCUCAGAGAUCACAUGCUCCAAGCUCUUACCUGUAGUGAUGACUGCGGCUAAAGACAGAGUUCCAAACAUCAAAUUCAACGUCGCUAAGGUGCUUCAAUCCCUCAUUCCAAUUGUCGAUCAAUCGGUUGUCGAGAAGACGAUUCGUCCUGGGCUUGUGGAGCUAAGCGAGGAUCCAGAUGUUGAUGUUAGGUUCUUUGCAAACGAAGCUCUUCAAUCUAUUGAUAAUGUGAUGAUGUCUAGCUAAAAAAACUUUUAAAUCUCUGUCUAUCUCUCUCCCUCUCCCUGGUUUUAUAUUUGAUGCAAUAUUCUGAACUCUCAAGACUUUGUAACGCAAGUAACUGAGAACUCUUGUUUUGUGUUUUUUUUUCUUUCAUGCAAACAGCCUAAGUUGUCUACUGUCUUGUGUUAUGUUGUGGUUGUUUUUUUUUUGUAAGUUGUCCGUUUUAGUUAUUGAACAUUUUUCGCAGAACA
Molecule: messenger RNA, 2232 nt
Organism: Brassica rapa (field mustard)
Lineage: Eukaryota; Viridiplantae; Streptophyta; Magnoliopsida; Brassicales; Brassicaceae
Product: serine/threonine-protein phosphatase 2A 65 kDa regulatory subunit A beta isoform
Biological process (GO): protein dephosphorylation
Cellular component (GO): cytoplasm; nucleus; protein phosphatase type 2A complex
Molecular function (GO): protein phosphatase regulator activity; protein binding
Source: RefSeq, a predicted model, not a curated record